AUGAAAAUACCAUUGUUCGUCCUGUCGUGUCUCUUCGCAAAUGUCAAGAUGCAAAAGUUCGGAGAGUUCAACUUUACGAGUGAGUGGAUGAUUUACACAAGGGACACGUACUACUCUCCAAUGAUCGCAAAAGUCCAGGAAAGCCUGAUCUUCGUUACCUUUCCGUUGAAUUUCAGCAUAAAACUCGAGUCCUCAAGGUUACUGGGCAAACCCUGCGAAGUGCCUGUACCCCAGAUAAAAAAGCACCGAAACAAAGUCGUCCCAGUGUUUGCGGAAGGUAUGGGGAACGAUAACGUGCUCGUAGCCGUACUCGAGGCCAAAUCGAAGAAGGAAGCGAACUUUACUAACGUCUGGCUGUACGUGAUCGAUCCGCAAAAGUGCACCUACGAUUUUACCAACAUAAUACUCGAUGCUCCCUUAAUAAUUGCGAAGAACAUCAUUAACAUAGUUCUGUACAAGGAUUGCUUCGAUUUUUUUUUAAAAAGCAAUGUUUACUGCGUGCCAGAGACCAUAUGUAAUUUUAGAUACGGCAACGAUUUGACUUUGCUAAAUGAUUACCAGAAACUGAUGCUUCCUUACGAAGACGAGAACUGGAAUUUGAUGACAAAGAAGGAUUUCGAUGCCAGUGACGGUUACCUGUACAUGAUAAUGAACACGAAACUGAACAGCUCAGUGCUGCGCUACUACGACUCGAAACUCAGCCAGACGCGGGAGCUCCGUCUCAACUACGAUGACAGCCUGGUGUAUUGGUACGAUGAUGAUGCCGGCAGCGCGAGCACGUGCUUUCGAUUUUCGGACCAGGAGCUCGAGUGCAUGCUAUUGGACGGCAGCAUGGGCAUCGAGGUUGCGGUUAAUCUCUACUACGACAGCUUCCUCCAGUACUACUCGAUUAUCCGGCUCGGCUCGGGCGAGGCUCUCGUGGUGACGAUCUUGAGCAACGAUCCCGUCGGCACGUACCCGGUGACCUAUGUGCAGCUGAUCAAUAGGUUGGGCGAAGUCUCAUCGCCGAUCAAGUUCCAGGAGUACGUUUGCGAGAACGUUUUCGAAAUUAAUACCUUCAAGAUCAGGGAGGGUUUGUUUUGCGUCAGCACUACAUGCUCCGCCGUCGUCAACAACAAGUGCAUCGGGCCGGCCGACCAGCUUGGGUUUUAG
This is a messenger RNA of Copidosoma floridanum, 1152 nucleotides long. RefSeq lists its product as uncharacterized. NCBI's taxonomy places the organism in Eukaryota, Metazoa, Arthropoda, Insecta, Hymenoptera, Encyrtidae. The record is from RefSeq and is a predicted model, not a curated record.